GUUGCUGAAGCUCCUGUUACCGCCGCUGGCAUUUUACCUACGUCGCACUGGAAGAGUGGUCACUGAGAAGUUUCCUUGACGUCUUUGGGGAUGUUGUUACUACAUACACCGGUUAACAAGGUGCUUUCCGUAGCUUUCGUGAUACAAGUGUUAGCUAACAGCAGCUAGGCACAAAGGCGUUCAGUCAGCUACUAGCCGAUGUUAGCUAAUGGUAACUAGCCUGCUAACAACACAACCGGUGAGGACGAGCACAUCCUUGCGCAGCAGUGCUCGGGUUAAUCUCGGCUGACUCGCUCCGUGGGAUAUGUUAGCUGUUUUGUGAUACAUGUUUAUCUGUAACCUAACUCAAGUGGUUGUAUUAACAGUCGCCACUCAUGACUGGGCCACUUAAAGCAACGUUUCUGCAAACCUGGGUCGUUGGCUGCAUCUUUUUCAGCUAGCCACGGCAGAGCGUCGGACUUAUUCAGGGAUGGUGGCGGUAGCAAAACAAGCUAACGUUGCUCCGUCGGUGUGAAGAAGUGAGAGCAAGAAGUGAGGAAACGCUUUAGCCAAUUGGGAGGUCUCGGUUUUGUUUAUGUUAAUUACAAUUCCGGGGUGGAUGACGCUGGGACGAACCUGACAAUCCUUGAACACAGCUGAACUGAAACUGGGAAUAUCGCUAACAGAUCGAAGGGAUUAUUUUUUGUCUCUAAGUGGAUUUCGGCCUCCUUUUCAGGGUCGUCGUGGGAACACACUAAGUGUUUUGACAUUGAGUGAGCCCACUCCCACAAAAUAUUCCCUGUCCCAGCGACCUUCCCCCCUGCUUCACCCUCCGAUGCGGAGAAUUCAGUAGCACCGGCAACCUAAUUCCCCACGGCGGCCGGACAUGCUGAAGUGUAUCCCCCUGUGGCGCUGCAACCGCCACGUCGAGUCGGUGGACAAGCGGCAUUGCAACUUGCAGACAGUACCUGAUGAGAUAUUCCGCUACAGUCGCAGCCUGGAAGAGCUUCUCCUUGAUGCCAAUCAACUCAAAGAGCUACCAAAGCCUUUCUUCAGACUACUGAACCUACGGAAGCUUGGCUUGAGUGACAAUGAGAUCCAGAGACUCCCGCCUGAGGUGGCCAACUUCAUGCAGCUGGUGGAGCUGGACAUCUCCAGAAACGACAUUCCUGAGAUCCCUGAGAGCAUUAAGUUUUGUAGGGCCUUGGAGAUAGCGGACUUCAGUGGAAACCCCCUCUCCAGAUUGCCGGAUGGUUUCACUCAACUCCGAGCGCUGGCUCACUUGGCACUCAACGAUGUGUCAUUGCAGACGUUGCCCAAUGACAUUGGAAACCUGGCUAACCUGGUGACGUUGGAGCUCAGGGAGAACCUGCUGAAGUCUCUGCCCACGUCACUCUCCUUCCUGGUGAAACUGGAACAACUGGACCUGGGCAGCAAUGAACUGGAAGUUUUGCCGGACACACUUGGUGCUCUCCCCAACCUGAGGGAGCUGUGGCUGGACCGUAACCAGUUGUCCUCAUUACCACCAGAGCUGGGGAACCUCCGCAGACUGGUGUGUCUGGAUGUGUCAGAGAAUCGUCUGGAGGAGCUUCCCGCAGAGCUCAACGGCCUCCUGGCUCUCACUGACCUGCUGCUCACACAGAACCUGCUGGAGGUUGUCCCAGACAGCAUAGGUUGUCUGAAACAGCUGUCUAUCCUGAAGGUGGAUCAGAACAGACUAACCCAUCUGACUGAUUCAAUAGGAGAGUGUGAAAACCUCACAGAACUCGUCUUGACAGAGAAUCUUUUACAAUCACUUCCUCGCUCACUGGGCAAGCUGAAGAAGCUGACCAACCUGAAUGUAGACCGCAACCGUUUGGGCAGCGUGCCCAAAGAGCUGGGCGGCUGCUCCAGCCUCAACGUUCUCUCACUGAGAGACAACCGCCUGGGCAAACUGCCUGCUGAGCUUGCAGAUGCCACUGAGUUGCAUGUGCUGGAUGUGGCUGGAAACAGAUUACAAAACUUGCCUUUUGCCCUGACAAACCUCAAUCUGAAGGCCAUGUGGCUCGCAGAGAACCAGUCACAGCCGAUGCUCAAGUUCCAGACAGAGGAUGAUGAGCGAACAGGAGAGAAGGUGUUGACGUGCUAUUUACUCCCCCAGCAGCCUUCUCCGAGCCUUGAGAACUUGCUACAAAACAGUGUGGAUGACAGCUGGACAGACAGCAACCUGAACCGUGUGUCAGUCAUUCAGUUCCAGGAAGAGACCAAGGCUGAGGAGGAGGAUGAUGAGGCUGCUGCAGAGCGCAGGGGUCUUCAGCGCAGAGCCACACCGCAUCCCAGUGAACUGAAGGUGAUGAAGAAAGUGAUUGAGGAGAGGAGGAAUGAGGCUUACACAUCCAGACCUGAUGGAGAAGAAGAGUCCCCUGACCCGCAGGAGAAACGGCUCAGUGACCUCUCCAACCAGAGCCAUGACUCCCAGGCCUCCAACAGCACGCUAUCAGCCACCUCCCAUGAAGGCCGACAAAAUGUGAUUGCCACCUCGCAGAGGGAGGACCUUGUGGAUGGCCACUCCCCUCAGGACGAGGAAGAGCUGGAUGAGAUGGAGGUGGAGUAUAUUGAGCCUACUGUGCACUUUGCAGAGGAGCCCAUCAUCCGUGGUGGGGAUGAGGACGACGAAGAGGACGGGGAAGAUGGUGAGAGGAGUGAUGAGGAAGACGAGAGGCCAGCUCUUCCUGCAGAGAAGCAGCGUCUGAUCAGAAAGGACACGCCACAUUACAAGAAGCACUUCAAGAUCACCAAGCUGCCCAAGCCCGAGGCUGUGGCCGCACUGCUGCAGGGCUUCAGUCCUGACGGCCUCAACUCUCCGACACAGGCUGCUGAGGAUGAGGAGGAAGAGCAGAGUAUUGGCACCCCUCAGCACCAUCACAGAGUAGAGGAGCUGGAGGACAGCCGGCAACAGGCCAACUCCAGUCAAGUAAAGCACACCCUGACCAUCCUACGACAAACAGGCGGCCUUGGUAUCAGCAUUGCUGGAGGGAAAGGAUCCACGCCUUACAAGGGAGAUGACGAGGGAAUCUUCAUCUCCAGAGUAUCUGAAGAGGGUCCUGCAGCCAGAGCAGGGGUUAAAGUGGGAGACAAACUCCUAGAGGUGAAUGGAGUAGACCUCCACGAAGCAGAACAUCACACAGCGGUGGAGGCUCUCCGUAGCUCUGGUGCUUCAGUUUCCAUGACGGUGCUACGGGAGCAUAUGGUGGAACCGGAGAACGCCAUAACCACCACGCCACUGAGGCCGGAGGAUGACUACUUCCCCAGGGAGAGACGCAGCAGCGGCAUCGCCUUCAACAUGGAGACGAGUCCCAGCGGACCUCGGCAGCGGCUGUCCACCUGCCUGAUCCGUAACGACAAGGGGCUGGGAUUCAGCAUCGCAGGGGGCAAAGGCUCCACGCCUUACCGCACAGGAGACACGGGAAUCUACAUCUCUCGCAUUGCAGAAGGUGGAGCAGCACACAGAGACAGCAUACUGCGUGUAGGCGACAGGGUGAUCUCUAUCAAUGGUGUAGACAUGACAGAGGCCAGACAUGACCAGGCAGUAGCGCUCCUUACCGGCACCUCCCCCACCAUCGCCCUCCUGGUAGAGAGAGACCUGAAUGCACCAGGGGGCUCUCCGGGUCAAUCCCGGGCACGUGCCCACUCCCCUCCACCCCCAGAACCCUCAGAUUCUCCAGACCAGGAAGAGGAAGGCCUUUCCCUUCAUGGGAACCACCUGAGUCGGAUGGAGGACGAGUACCCCAUCGAGGAAGUGAUCCUGGUGAAGUCAGGUGGCCCUCUUGGCUUGAGCAUCGUGGGAGGCAGUGAUCAUGCCAGUCACCCAUUUGGCAUCAACGAGCCUGGGGUGUUCAUCUCAAAGGUGAUUCCUCAUGGUCUGGCAUGUCAGAGUGGACUACGUGUCGGGGACCGAAUAUUAGAAGUGAACGCCAUUGACCUGCGUCAUGCCACUCACCAAGAGGCUGUGCGAGCCCUGCUGGCCAACAAGCAGGAGAUUCGUAUGUUAGUACGUAGGGAUCCUUCACCACCUGGGAUGCAGGAAAUUGUCAUCCAAAAGCAGCCGGGGGAGAAGCUUGGCAUCAGUAUUCGUGGAGGAGCAAAGGGGCAUGCUGGAAACCCCUUCGACCCUACGGACGAGGGAAUCUUCAUCUCGAAGGUGAGUUCAAGCGGAGCGGCAGCAAGAGACGGCCGACUGCAGGUGGGCAUGCGGAUCCUUGAGGUGAACAACCACAGCCUGCUGGGGAUGACGCACACAGAGGCAGUGCGAGUGCUUCGUGCAGUGGGAGACUCUCUGGUCAUGCUGGUGUGUGACGGUUUUGACCCACACAAAGUUGCUGCUGUAGAGGCAUCUCCUGGCAUCAUUGCCAACCCGUUUGCAACAGGCAUUGUACGCAAGAACAGUAUGGAAAGCAUCUCUUCUAUAGACCGAGACCUGAGCCCAGAGGAGAUGGACAUCAUACAGAAGGAGUCAGAGAUGGUGAGAGAGACAUCACAGUGGGAACGAGAAGAGAUGGAGAAAGUGGAGCGAAUGCGCUUGGAGCGUGAGGAGGCAACUCGCCUGCUUGAAGAGGAGACUGAGAACAUCAGCACUGGACCUCUAAAACUUGACUACAAAACCCUGGCUGCACUGCCCACCACCAGUCUGCAAAAGGUCAACAGGUUCUCUACUUCUGUUCCUCUGACUGCUCCCAUGGAGGCGCCCCUGCAGGCCCAGUAUGGAGCCCCUUUAGAGCCUCUGGGCUUUAGUUUAGGUCAUCCACCCCUCAGCCACAUGGACCCCGAGUCCUGCCCCAGUCUAAACACAGAGCACGAUUAUCUUCUUGGAUCCCAGUUCUCCCCUAAUGGGAGCUCCAUUGCUGACAGUGCUGGCUCAUCCACAACCAUCAAUUCAGCAACAUUUGCACCUGAAGAAGAGGAGUGCCUGGUGGACUCUCAGCCUAUCUGCUUCAAAGAAAACCCUUUCUUGGUGGCCAAUCGCAAAGGAAAAGGCCUUCCCGUUGGAGAGCAGAUCCUGUCGGGGCCUCCUGUGGGCUACGGGAAACCAGGCCAACUGCAGCCAUGGUUGUUCAGCAAGGCUCCUUCCUCUGAUUUCACCAGGACAGACAGCCCAAUCAGGGAAGCACCCUACUCUCCCACUGUCCAGCCGGCAAACAUUCAUUACACCUCCACUCCCACUGCCAAGGACAACGCCUCAUCAUCAACGCGUCCGGGUGCCAUCCAGCCAGUUGGCCGUGUGCGGCCAAGUACCUCCCCCGCCACUCCGGAAGGCCACAGUCCCAACCCCUUCCAGCAUGGCCCCUCCCCCUUCAACUCCCAGACCUCUCCUCGUGCCCCUUCCCCCACCUCGCCCGACGAGCUCCCCAUGAAUGUCAAGCAGGCAUACAAGGCGUUUGCCGCCGUGCCUCGCUCACUGGCAGUGCUGGAGCCUCCGCAGGACCUGUUUGGUGUGAGGAACAAUUUCCACCCAAAGCAGCCUUCUCCAGAGCCUGAGUUGAACAACGAGGUGUUUGAUGAUGACAUAGAUGGUCAGGAAGGAGCUGGUAAGGGUCUGACUAGCAAAGUCUCCCCUCGGCCCUCCCUCGCAUCUGACCGUCGGGAGUAUAUGAGCCUGGCAGCAGUGCCUCGCCUCUCCAGGCCGUCAGUGGAACUGCAGAGUCCCUCUCCUGGUGGUAAGGACAGCCCAGAGCAGCGCUCUUUCAGGGACAGACAGAAGUAUUUUGAGAUCGACGUGAAGCAGCAGACUCCAGAAAAACCCAAACCUCGAGUUUCUCUUGUUGGAGAGGAUGAUCUUAAGAAAAUGAGGGAGGAAGAAGCGAGGAAGUUUGAGCAGCGGGCGCAGGAGUACCUGCUGGACGAAGAUGAGGAGGAUGAAGAGGAGGAUCUGGCUAAGCAGGUCGCUCAGAUGAAGGCCACCGGCAAGGUGUUGCUGGAUGGAGUGGAGUAUAAAGUGGAGCCAGUAUCCAGCCCAACUCAGCAUUGCUUCACACCACCGAGCUACAACGUCACACCACCGAGCUACAACGUCACACCACCGAGCUACUGUGGCAGCUCAGGACCCUCCUCUGUUGAUGGUAAGGGAGAAUCUCAGAGGAAUUCACUGGAGGACAGCUUCAGGCUGGAGCAGAGGCCCAACUCCAUGACUGGUCUGAUCCCAGUGUACCCCGGGGAGUCGGCCGCUCCCAUCCGCACAGCCAAAGCAGAGCGCAGACAUCAAGAGAGACUUCGCAUGCAGAGCCCUGAGCUGGCUGUGGCCCCUGACAAGGACCUGUCCCCUGCUGAGAAACGGGCUCUGGAGGCAGAGAAAAGAGCCAUGUGGAGAGCAGCACGAAUGAAGUCUCUGGAGCAGGAUGCACUUAAGGCUCAGAUGGUCAUAGCCAAGUCUCGGGAUGGGAAGAAACGUGGGACACUAGACCAGUUGACAGAGUCGCCCUCGCCUGCCCCCACCCCUUCUCCUACACCAAUGGAAGAGCUCAGUCCUCGAGGAGUAACCUCACCUGGCAGGCUGUCCCUGUCGUCAAAGAAGUUUGACUACCGACAGUUUGCCGCCAUUCCUUCUUCCAAACCCGUAUACGACAUCCAGUCCCCUGACACAGUUGACGACAUGCAGUUCAUCGACGAUGGCUCCAGCAACCCAGGGCUCACUGCAAACCCUGAGGCCGAGGUUCCCACCUCACUGCCUGCCACCUCAGCCCUGGAGGAGAUGGCCUUGUACAGCAACAAGCGCAAACUGAGGCAGGGUCGCCGCAGCCUGGAAACCGCCGUGCCCACGUAACACCUUAAAGUGAGACAUAUUUACAUAUGCUGUGGAACACUGGCAAACACAUGGGUGCAUCCACAGGAGGUGCAGUCACUAAACACUACACAGUGUCAGUAGAGCGAGAUUUACUCUCCCAUAUAUAACCACUGCAGAGACUUCAAAGCUGAUAGUCGCCACACAUACACACCCACUUAUAUCUUGAGUGCCAGUCUUGCCUUUACAGUCUGUGGGUGAGUUGGCAAGUUGCUCAACAGUCCCUCAAGGGCAAGAAAGAGCUAGAGUGGUUAGCUAGGAUCGCUACUUACAGACACGUUUUUUUGUUCCACAUUCUGUUUGCCUGGUAGAAUCUGAUCUAUUUUAACAAAAGGUGACCGAAGUUUUUAGUUUUCGUUUUUUAUUUUUCAUGCUCCAAUGAUUUUGUUGUUUUUUUUGUUUUUUUUUAAAAACAUACUGGAAGAGAAAAGAAAUGGGUCAUAGCUAUACUAACUUCUUGAAUGAUAUUUUUAGACUUUCAGUGAAUAGAUUGUAAAAUGCCAAGGGUUUCUUGACACUUGGGCGGACAGGAGUGUAUAUAUUAUUGAUGAGAGAACAUCCUGCUACCUUCACAGUCACAAAUAGUGGAGAGCUUUUUAAAAAAAAAAACAAAAAAAAAAACAGUACAUAUCGCUUUUGCACUGCCAUUGAUCAGCUUUUUAAGAACGUAUAUAUCUUAAUUUAUUGUUUUUAUCAUUUUACUCAAAUUGAAGGCCUUCUAUUUUACACUGUUUAACCCAUCCAGUCCGUUUGGGAUCAAGAGGUUGACUGAAGUGUAUCAUAAUCUACCUUAAAAAAUGUUUCAAUGAUACAGUUAUGAGUCAUGAAGACAAAGCUUUGAACUAAUGAAUUGCCUAAUACUUUAUCAUUAAAUCUACUUUAUAAACACUUUUGAAUUUACCAUGGGCUUUUUGAGGCAAGCAUAUGUACAAAUUACAUUGCUUGGACAAAACCUGCUGUCGCACAUCAGCAUCUUCACACGUUAAAUGUCGGUAGCUCUUAUCUCAGCAGACUUCAAAAGAGCAUCUGUCCAAAUGUCUGAGACCACUUCCUCAUUUGAAAAAGUGGUCUCAGACUUUUGGACUCCACUGUUUCUUCUGUGUUACAUUCCCCCUGUAAAGAUGUAACCACACUUGAGGCGGCAGCAGCAAUGAGCAGGCAGUUUUACAGAUACUCAAAGUUUGGGAUCAUGGAUUUUUUAGCAUAAUUUACUAAUUAAUGGUACUUACCCUGGCUUGUUUAGGGUAUUUUUAUUUUAUCAAUGUGAAUCAUUAAUUUCUAUCCUUGCAUUACCUGGAGAUAUUCCAGAGUGACGUGAAGGUAGCAGGGGUUUUAUUUUUCUGUCUAUGGUUAAUUUAAAUCUGAUGCCACUGAAAAAUCAUUUAUUAUUGUGUGAAUAAUGUACAAAUACUGAAAAGAAAACUUUGGGUUUGAAACUGAGCCAGUCUUGACCUAGACCAAGCGAGUGUCUGGACUGCUGAUAUACCUGGGUUUGGACAGGCUUGGUAUGGGGAUGCUCUCUGCAUGUAUAUUGGUUUGUUAAUGGGAGAGCCGUGAGACGCAGAAUCGAUUAGAAAUUCCUCUCAAGAUACUGAUCUCAUUCAGACAUUCAGCUCACUGCUUGACAUACUGUCAGUUUAGGUAUCUGACGGGUAUUUUUACAGAAUCACAGCAUAGUAGCAUUCGUGUUAAUUUAAUGUAGGGUCUUCUAAUAAUAGCUUUCCAUGUUGUGCUCACUGACUGAAAUUCAGUUUGUUUGAUAACAUUUGCAAUGGCUGAUAUCUCUUUUUUUUAACUUACAGUAGUUGAUUUUUUUCAGGUGGGUUUCACUACAUUAUUAAUGCAGUGUUUCAAGUUUUUGUGUUCAUUCUUUUGUCUUGAGUUCUGUUUGGGGGCUUUUACUUGCAAAUAGGUUGAAGGGAAAGGGUCAGAAGUCCUAGGGUCAAGGGUUAGAGCUCAUACAAGACUGUAACUAGUGAAUUUGUACAACCAAAGAAGUCUAUUUUGUGGUUCAGGAAUAAUAAAUUUUACUUUUCAUUUAAGAAGCUGA
Messenger RNA from Seriola dumerili (greater amberjack), 8843 nucleotides. It is a transcript of the gene scrib, whose product is annotated as scribbled planar cell polarity protein. Gene Ontology annotation, biological process: neurotransmitter receptor transport, endosome to postsynaptic membrane; neurotransmitter receptor transport postsynaptic membrane to endosome. Gene Ontology annotation, molecular function: protein binding. NCBI's taxonomy places the organism in Eukaryota, Metazoa, Chordata, Actinopteri, Carangiformes, Carangidae. Gene Ontology annotation, cellular component: adherens junction; postsynaptic density; postsynaptic membrane. The transcript is spliced from 43 exons. The record is from RefSeq and is a predicted model, not a curated record. Bases 866 to 6775 code for a protein of 1969 amino acids.